AUGGAUCACCAUUACGGGAAUCAAAUGCAUAUGGCGGCUUUGUCGAUGCAAUCACAUCAGCAGCAAAGCGGUCAGCAACAUUACCAUCACCAAGGCGGCCAGUAUCAACAAUUUUAUCAGGACUACGCCGACGUUUGCUACCAAUCACCCGCUUAUCACGAUGCUGGAUUUUCCGGUGACCAAUACGGAUAUCACCCGACAGCAUCUGUCCCUUACGGCACUGGUAUUGAAAGUUAUUUGGAUCCAAAAUAUGCUGCAAAUCCAGCGGCGUUUGCAUCAAGAUUGCCGUAUUUACCUUUUCAUGCAGCCGCAGUGGCAGCGUAUGGUAUGUACGAUUACAGUUUUGAGCCUGCAUUUAUCAGGAAAAGAAAUGAACGGGAAAGACAAAGAGUGAAAUGUGUCAACGAAGGAUAUGCACGAUUGCGGGAACAUUUGCCAGAAGAAUAUGCGGAAAAGAGAUUAAGCAAAGUUGAAACAUUGCGCGGGGCAAUCGUGUACAUCAAGCAGUUACAAUCCAUACUUGGAUUCGAUCCCGAAAAGAGAGGAAAUGGUAAAAAGAAUGAUAAAGAAAAGGCAGAAGAACAGGAAAAGAAAACAAACGAAAUAGAACAAAAAUCCACUGAACAGUCAUCUGGAACAGACACUCAAAAACAAAAUGAAGGCCGUAUUGAUAGCAACGAUAAUUCCCAUUCAACACAAAACGCAAGUAAUAAUAUUUUACGAUCCUGCGCGUUUAGAGAACAUAAUACAGCGAGAAAUGAUAUCAAAAUGGAGUCUGCUCUUUCUACACAGAAUGGUGAUCUGGAACAUAAUUAUGAAAAUGAAGAAUCGUUACUACCCUCAUGUGCGGCCACAAGAUUUCAAUCCUGUAUGAAAGCCCAGACGAACGAGACACCAAUUAAAGUUUCAAGUAGGCCUAGCUCGACUGAUGUUUCACAAUUUUCACCGCGAAGUAAUAUUGUUUCUCCUUUUGAUUGUCAAAUCGAGGAAGAGAGAAGAAAAUUUUUUAUCGAACGGAGUUCUUGUUAUGAUCACCGAAAUGAUUUAUCAUCCUCACCAAAUUCUGACAUAAAUGCGAAUAUUAUUUCUUGGAAUCAAACAAUGUCAAAACAAAAUUCUAUGUUCAAUUACGCAGACGAAUAUACAAAUAAAUCUUAUUCUCGUCGAAUUCCAAAUAACGGUAACAAUGAUACAGAAACGUUUAGUGCUAUGUUUCGUAAUUCAAGACAACACCCGUAUAUUAAAUUUGCUUCGAUGAAGGAUACUAAUACUAAACGAUGGGAUAACGGUGUUAGAGUUAAAAAAGAAACACACACACCUCCUCCGUAUGUUCAAUAUGAUCUUCAAAACCAGCGAGAGAAUUUGGUUUAUCCGCCAUAUCGUUACAAUUACUCAGCAUCGUUUCAUAAUAACGCUAUAAACAUGUCUCAACCCGGGAGAGGAGGCCAAUCAGAUGGAUUCAAGUCAGAUACAAGUCCAGAGUCAUCAUCAGGUCAAUCUUCCUAA
Molecule: messenger RNA, 1506 nt
Organism: Styela clava
Lineage: Eukaryota; Metazoa; Chordata; Ascidiacea; Stolidobranchia; Styelidae
Biological process (GO): positive regulation of transcription by RNA polymerase II
Cellular component (GO): RNA polymerase II transcription regulator complex
Molecular function (GO): protein dimerization activity; DNA-binding transcription factor activity, RNA polymerase II-specific; RNA polymerase II transcription regulatory region sequence-specific DNA binding
Source: RefSeq, a predicted model, not a curated record